CGGGGUACGGGCGGCUGCGGCGGCGCCGGAGGCUGCCGGCUGCGGUCGGGCCGGGCGCAGCGGCCGUGCGGGCGCGUCAUGGACUUCAACAUGAAGAAGCUGGCGUCGGACGCGGGCAUCUUCUUCACCCGGGCAGUGCAGUUCACAGAGGAGAAGUUUGGCCAGGCAGAGAAGACUGAACUUGAUGCUCACUUUGAAAACCUUCUGGUCCGGGCGGACAGCACCAAGAACUGGACUGAGAAGAUCCUGAGGCAGACGGAGGUGCUGCUGCAGCCCAACCCCAGUGCCCGAGUGGAGGAGUUCCUGUAUGAGAAGCUGGACAGGAAGGUCCCCUCACGGGUCACCAACGGGGAGCUGUUGGCUCAGUACAUGGCAGAGGCAGCCAGCGAGCUGGGGCCCACCACGCCCUAUGGGAAGACACUGAUCAAGGUCGCAGAAGCUGAAAAACACCUGGGAGCUGCAGAGAGGGAUUUUAUCCACACGGCCUCUAUCAACUUCCUCACACCCCUGCGAAACUUCCUGGAAGGGGACUGGAAGACGAUUUCGAAGGAGAGGCGGCUCCUCCAAAACCGGCGUCUGGACCUGGAUGCUUGCAAAGCACGGCUGAAGAAGGCCAAGGCUGCAGAAGCCAAAGCCACGACGGUGCCUGACUUUCAGGAGACUAGACCUCGUAAUUACAUUCUCUCAGCCAGCGCCUCUGCGACUCUGGAUGACACUUCCCACCCUCCUCCUUGGGCCGAGUGGAAGGAGAAACAUCCUGGAGGGUGGAGACUGCCCUGUUUUUUUCUUUUGCCACUGAACCCCAGUGUGACUCAGGCACGAGGCUGCCUUUCUCUGCCGGAGGACAGAAAGCUCUGGAAUGAUGAGGUGGACAAGGCUGAGCAGGAGCUCCGAGUGGCCCAGACAGAGUUUGACCGGCAGGCAGAAGUGACCCGUCUGCUGCUGGAGGGAAUAAGUAGCACUCACGUGAACCACCUUCGCUGCCUCCACGAGUUCGUCAAGUCUCAGACAACCUACUAUGCACAGUGUUACCGCCACAUGUUGGACUUGCAGAAGCAACUGGGCAGAUUCCCAGGCACCUUUGUGGGAGCUUCAGAGCCUGCCUCCCCGCCCCUGAGCAGCACCUCGCCCACCACCACUGCAGCCACUAUGCCAGUGGUGCCCUCUGUGGCCGGCCUGGCCCCUCCAGGGGAGGCUGCACUCUGCCUGGAGGAGGUGGCACCCCCUGCCAGCGGGACCCGCAAGGCCCGGGUGCUCUACGACUAUGAAGCGGCUGACAGCAGUGAGCUGGCCCUGCUGGCUGAUGAGCUCAUCACUGUCUAUAGCCUCCCUGGCAUGGACCCUGACUGGCUUAUUGGCGAGAGAGGCAACAAGAAGGGCAAGGUCCCCGUUACCUACUUGGAACUGCUCAGCUAGGCAGCCCCUCUCCCCCGCCAGGCCCCUGCUCAUUCUGGCCUGGGCAGGAGAGGGUGGAUGCAGCCCUGCCACUUAUCUUGUCUGUUGGUGACACAGCUGCU
Cynocephalus volans (Philippine flying lemur) is the source of this 1517-nucleotide messenger RNA. RefSeq names its product SH3 domain containing GRB2 like, endophilin B2 (gene SH3GLB2). The transcript is spliced from 12 exons. Lineage: Eukaryota; Metazoa; Chordata; Mammalia; Dermoptera; Cynocephalidae. Gene Ontology annotation, molecular function: protein binding. The record is from RefSeq and is a predicted model, not a curated record. Gene Ontology annotation, cellular component: membrane; cytoplasm. Bases 79 to 1416 code for a protein of 445 amino acids. Gene Ontology annotation, biological process: membrane organization.